AUGUCGGAAGACGACCUUGACAAUCUCGGUACGGGUCCAGCGGUCGAUCCAGCACGCGCCGAGCGCGACAGGCGAGCUCCCAGAUUCAGCUGGACCCCGGCCUACGAGGCCACCUUCUUCCGCAGCCUGUGCGAUAGCGUAGGCCUGGGUCUUCGUGAGAAUAGCAGCUUCAAGGCUGAGGCCUGGGAACGCGCCGCCGUAUCCCUCCAGGCCACCCACGGUGCCUUUCCCACCAAGAGCCACCUCAUCAACAAGAGCGACAAUGCGCGCAAACGCUUUCGUCUGUGGAGGGGGCUGCGUGAGGACCCCGAGUUCCUGUACAACCCCGCUACAAGGACCGUGACGGCCACCGAGGAGGCCUGGAAACAACACAUUGAGCGCGAACCUCUCUCACGCGCACUACGCGGACGUCCAUUCGAACAUGAAGACUACAUGGAGAUCCUCUAUCCCGAUGUCAUUGGAUCAGGCGGCGCACCAAAACGCAUCGUCAAGCCCAGACGGAAGACGGACGGCUCUAUCGUUGACGAUUCGGACAUGCCGGGAGCAUACAUCAUGCCCAUCCCGACAAAUCUGCAGAUGGGCAUGUCCAGCCCCAACCCCAGCCAAAACCCACGACCGACCCUCGGGAGCACACCCACAGGACCAUCUACAGGUUCCGUACCGGUCCACCAGCAGCACCAGCACCAGCAGCCGGUCCCACCAGUGCCUUCAACUCUGGCCCCUCCGCCACCCUCCAUGGCAACCACCAGCUCCAGCGCCCUGACACCACCCGACGAGACGGUGUCACACCAACGGCGGAAGCGGCGGCAAGGCGCGAGCGAUCCGUCUGGUGUAGACCUCGAUCUGUCACCACCACUGACAGGCGCGGCAGUCCCAUCGACAACACCCUCCACGACCGGACUGUCCCCCAACAACAAGCGACGGCGUACCUCGUCGCGUCCUGGCGUCGGCUGGCCAACCUCGACACCUCUGCUCGCAUCAUCCACGGAGACUCCAAACCCGGCAGCGGCAGCGGGCCAGUCGCGCGACAACUCAGCCCCCUUGGUUCAGGCGCCUCUCCUGGAGGAGAUACUCGAGGCGAUACGUAGUCAUGCUGUACCCCGGUGGCGCGAGCAGGCCCUCGACAUAUUCUUCCGCGACUUUUCGGCAGAGGAGCUCGAUCUCCAGGUUAAGAUCUCAGAGAAUGUCCUCAGCAACGAGAACAAGGCCAUGGUAUUUUGCAAGAUGCCAGACCCCGUGCGGCAGCAUUGGGUUGGCAAAUUCCGAGAGAUGCAUCAACACAAUAAGACGUCGUGA
Messenger RNA from Geosmithia morbida, 1296 nucleotides. RefSeq lists its product as uncharacterized. The record is from RefSeq and is a predicted model, not a curated record. Bases 1 to 1296 code for a protein of 431 amino acids. NCBI's taxonomy places the organism in Eukaryota, Fungi, Ascomycota, Sordariomycetes, Hypocreales, Bionectriaceae. The transcript has 2 exons.